AUGCAUUUAGGGCUCGGAUUUGGUUACGACGCAAGUUUCAAUCACAAGAUCGUAAGAAUAGCGUAUCCUUCGAUCAAAACUCAUCCGGGAUUCCCAGCUAAGGUAGGAUUAUACGAUCUAAGUAAGGAUAAUUGGAGAAGCAUCGAUGCCGGUCCGCUCAUACCUUACUUCAUCAGUGACUUCUCGCCACAAGCUUUUACUCAUGGUGCUAUACAUUGGAUUGCAUUCACUUGCAAUGACAGUAUCCAUGACAAACUCCCCAAUUUGAUCAUGUUGUUUGACAUGGAGAAUGAAGUUUUUAAAGAGAUGGAAGUGCCGGAUAUCUUAGGUAAGGAGCAUGAGUACAACCUCUCUGUUGGUGCAUAUGAUGAUACAGUCUGUGUCAUGCAAUAUAAUCAAUGGAGUCGUGAUGGAUGGAAUAAGGGGAGUCAUUGUUCAAUUUGGGUAAUGAAAGAAUAUGGUGAAUCAAAAUCAUGGGUGAAGCAAUUCAAUAUUGAUCUUGGAAUGCAUAAGGUGGUAUGUUUUAGAGGUAAUGGUGAGGCUGUGGUGGCUUUAAAUGAUGGAAAGUUAGCAUCUUAUGACCUUAAUCGCAAAAGAAUUAGUGAUCUUGGAAUCACUGGCAACAGGUCCUACUUCUUUGCUGGUGCAUACGUGGAGAGUUUGUUUCUUCUUCUCACUCGGGGAUAA
Molecule: messenger RNA, 687 nt
Organism: Tripterygium wilfordii
Lineage: Eukaryota; Viridiplantae; Streptophyta; Magnoliopsida; Celastrales; Celastraceae
Product: F-box/kelch-repeat protein At3g06240-like
Exons: 1
Coding region: 1-687 (228 amino acids)
Source: RefSeq, a predicted model, not a curated record